Ochotona curzoniae (black-lipped pika) is the source of this 1699-nucleotide messenger RNA. RefSeq names its product B-cell differentiation antigen CD72-like. NCBI's taxonomy places the organism in Eukaryota, Metazoa, Chordata, Mammalia, Lagomorpha, Ochotonidae. The record is from RefSeq and is a predicted model, not a curated record. The coding region runs from base 213 to 1277 and encodes 354 amino acids. The transcript is spliced from 9 exons. Gene Ontology annotation, cellular component: plasma membrane. Gene Ontology annotation, molecular function: transmembrane signaling receptor activity.
UGUCUCUGCUUCACUGAGCACAUCUCUCAGAAACACUGUCACAUCUUCCUCUUUUGUGACUGUAAGUCACAGGGUCAAGUGCGGAGCAGUGCAAUCACAGAAGGAACUUGGAAUCAUAGAGGCAAGCUGCUCUAGAGUGAGCAGAGUGGGAGAAGAGAGGAGUUUAGGUGAGCAAGCAGGAACUGCUAGAGCGAGGGGUGCUGGGAGGAACAAUGUCAGAAACCAUCACCUAUGCAGAUGUGCAGUUCAUGAAAGCUCUGAGGAAGAACACCUCCAACCCAAGGCAGGAGUUCGACGAGGAUGGGGAUCUCACCUAUGAGAACGUACAGGUGCACUCAGCCCCAGAGGCGCCCACAGGCCUGACGCUGCCCCCUGAAUCAGAAAACCAAGCAGCAGCUGAGGCAGAGCAGCCAGCCGCAUCCUGCAGCAAAACCAUGCCCACAGCUGCCAGGCAGAUGCUCCCCUGUCAUGGCCACCCUUGCUACUCACAAUGCAUCCUGCUCCUCACCUGCCUGCUGCUGGGAGUGGCUGCCAUCUUCCUGGGCAUGCGAUAUCUGCAGACAUUCCAGCAGCUUGGGCAACUGAGCAGAGUGCUGGAACAUACCAACAGCAGCCUUCAGGAGCAGCUCCUCCUUGGAAAAGUCAACCUGGGACAGAUAGAAAAGGACCUGCAGGACACCAAGGAACAGCUGGCCCAGAGCCAGAAAGCACUAGAAGAGGAGCAGAGGGCACACCAAGCUGCCAAGGAGCAGCUGCCGGUCUGCCAGGCAAACAAGGAGAAGACACAAGAGACCUUGCAGUCUGUGCAGCAGAAGCUGAGCCCCCUGCAGGACAAAAUGAGGCCCUUCUUCACCUGCCCCUCACAAGACAUCUGCUGUGCGGUCGGCUGGAUACCCACCCAGGGAAGAUGCUUUCACGUCUCAUUCACUGAGAGAAAUUGGCAGAGUAGCCAGGAGUACUGCAAAUCUCUGUCAUCCAACAUGGCCACACUCAGAGAUUCUUCUUGGGGUCGUUUUUAUUAUGAACAUUCUCCCUGGAAGAGCUUGUUGUCGCAAUUAUCCAAGGACACUUCCUUUUGGGUUGGCCUCAGCUACAACAAGGGCUGGUGGUGGAGUGACGGCACGCCGUAUAAUGGGUUUCAUUAUUAUAUUUCAAAUUGUGCCAUGUUACAGUACAAUGAAUUAUGGUCUCUGCAGCAAAAAGCAUGUAGUUCCCCUCUUCCCUGCAUCUGUGAGAUGGCAUCUUUCAGGUUUCCAGAUGGGAAUCACUCUGCAUAAUCCAGAUGUUCAUGCCAAGAGAUUUCUGGGUCAUCCCCUCUGACCUGGAGGCCUUCAGUGCCCAGCAUUUCCUCACUGGACAGUGCCCAGCCGAGGCCUGACCCACAACUGACACUUAUAGGCAGCUUGCUGCAUGCUUCAAACCACAGUCUGAAAAUUGGUCUGUUCCUAGGAAGAGGGUGAAGAAGCUUCUGGAAGAGAUUCUGCACACCAUGGCCAAGAACCUGCUUGGAUGGCAUGGGAGUGGGGGCAAGGAGGAGGUCACAAGGGCUGAGUGGAUGAGGGCAGCCCAGAGCCAGCCAGGCAGUUUCACUCAACUCGGUUUAAAUAACUUUCAAGUGUUGGUCUCAUGUGUCAACAAUACUGUGUGUGGUUGCGUGAGCCUCAGAGAGCGAGUCCAACGGUUCAGUCAGCCAAGUGCU